UCACCCUACAUUGGUGAAAUAAGUUUCAUCCGCAUAACCCGGAAGUUCUCUGAGCUUUUGGUGACGGUGCAUUAGGCGACAUGGCUCAUCUUUGUUUGUUUAGCCUGUUGGUCCUGUCCAUGGUUCUUGAGACCCAGGCCCUGACCCCAACCCAUCAUCUGACCACCACUGAUGUGGCCAGGCUUCAGGCUGUAUUGAGCCAACCCUUCACUGACCUCAAGUCUGCUUAUUACUCUGUUGUUGGACUUAGCAAGUUGGGAAUCUUAGUUGCGGAUGCAGAUGAGACAUGCCAGUUUAUCAAGUCAAACCUGGAUCCCUCUAGUGUGGAGUCACUCUUUUAUGCCGCAGAAGCCAGCCAGGCUCUGUCUGGAUGUGAGAUUCCUGUGUCAAAUGACACUCGUGAUUUGCUUUUGGCCACUGUCAGUGAGGACUCCACUGCCUCUCAGAUCCAUCAGUCUGUGAGUGCUCUCAGCUCCCUUGGGUUGCCUCUGGCCUCACAGGAAGUGGUCAGUGCUCUGAAAGCUCGCAUCUCCAAAGAGGAUAAUGUUUUGACAAUCAUUUUGGCACUGCAGACUGCGUCUCGUCUCUCUCAACAAGCUGAACUUGGAGAUAUCCUGGAGGAGAUUGAGGAUCUCGCUGCCCGUUUAGAUGAUCUGAGUGGAGUGUAUCUUCAGUUUGAGGAGGGGCUGGAGACCACAGCACUGUUUGUUUCUGCGGCGUAUGCCCUGUCUGAUCAUGUGGACAUGGAGCCCCCCCUGAAAGAGGAUCAGGUAAUCCAGCUAGUGAACUCCAUCUUCAGUAAGAAGUCUUGGGACUCUCUAUCAGAGGCAUUCAGUGUAGCUAGUGCAGCUGAAUCACUUUCCAACAAUCGCUUCCAUGUGCCCGUCAUUGUCAGUGCCCAGGGCCCUGCUGCUAUAUCCCACAGCCAGCCCUUCCUCCGGCUUCAGGUGACGGAUGUCCUUUGUCAGCCCCUCAGUUCAGCAAGUGUGCUGGUGGAGUCAGCCAGUACUAGUUCAUCAAAAUCUGCCAUCCUAAGCCAGGCACCAUUCACCCUCAGAGAUGAGGUUUUUGAGCUGAAUUUCAUGGCCAGCCAACCAGCGAGUGGCUACUAUCAGUUCUCUGUUGCCAUUGCUGGUGACAGCCGAUUUGUUGCCAACCAUGUUGAGCUCAAGGUAAAGGUCUCUACUCGAGUUGCCAUCAACAACAUGGAUUUGUCUGUCGUGGACAAGGACCAGAGCACUGGCCCCAAAACUACCAGAGUAGAAUAUCCAACUAAAGCCAAAGCACCUUUUAUGGCAGACAGCCAUCAAAACUUUGCCAUGGCGUUCCAGUUAGUUGAUGAGACCACAGGAGUGGAGCUCACCCCCCACCAGACCUUUGUGAGGUUACACAACCAGAAGACAGGUCAGGAGGUUGUGUUUGUGGCUGAACCCGACAGUAAGAAUUUGUAUAAGUUUGAGCUGGAUACAACUGAGAGAAAGACAGAGUUUGACUCCAUCUCUGGCACCUAUGCUCUUUACUUGAUGAUGGGAGAUGCUACGCUGGAGAACCCCAUUUUGUGGAACGUGGCUGACGUUGUGCUGAAGUUCUUAGAUGAAGAGGCACCUUCAACAAUUCAGGCUAAAACUUUGUACACGCCCAAACCAGAAAUCCAGCAUCUAUUCCGAGAGCCAGAGAAGAAGCCACCCACAGUUGUGUCCAAUGCAUUUACUGCCUUGGUCCUCUCUCCGUUUCUGCUCCUGCUCAUACUGUGGGUUAAACUUGGAGCCAAUAUCUCAAACUUCACACUGUCACCCAGCACUUUUCUCUUCCACAUAGGCCACGCAGCUAUGUUGGGUCUAAUGUAUGUGUACUGGACUCACUUGAACAUGUUCCAGACUAUGAAGUAUUUGGCUAUCAUAGGCAGCCUCACAUUCCUGGCUGGGAACCGCAUGCUGGCACAAAAAGCUGUGAAAAGGAUUGCUGCAGAACAAAGUAGUAGGUUGGCAAAAUAUAGAAGUCUGCGAUAAAUGCCUGAAUGUUUUGCAAAAAGAAAGGCCAGUCUUCA
Molecule: messenger RNA, 2047 nt
Organism: Sinocyclocheilus grahami
Lineage: Eukaryota; Metazoa; Chordata; Actinopteri; Cypriniformes; Cyprinidae
Gene: rpn2
Product: ribophorin II
Exons: 17
Coding region: 81-2009 (642 amino acids)
Biological process (GO): protein N-linked glycosylation
Cellular component (GO): membrane; oligosaccharyltransferase complex
Source: RefSeq, a predicted model, not a curated record